UGAAAUUGAAUAAUUAGGAUAAAAUGUACACAAUUAAGCUCUUUCUCAUUCUUGUUCCUCUAGUUAUUUCUUCCAGGAUUGAUCAAGACAAUUCAUCACUUGAUUCUCCAUCUCCAGAGCCAAAAUCAAGAUUUGCUAUGUUAGAUGAUAUAAAAAUUUUAGCCAAUGGUCUCCUUCAGUUGGGACAUGGUCUUAAAGACUUUGUCCAUAAGACUAAGGGCCAAAUUAAUGACAUAUUUCAAAAACUCAAUAUAUUUGAUCAGUCUUUUUAUGACCUAUCAAUGCAAACUAAUGAAAUUAAAGAAGAAGAAAAAGAACUGAGAAGAACUACAUCCAAACUACAAGUCAAAAAUGCAGAGGUGAAGAACAUGUCACUUGAACUCAACUCAAAACUUGAAAGCCUCUUAGAAGAAAAAAUUCUACUUCAGCAAAAAGUGAGAUACUUGGAGGAACAAUUAGCUAAUUUAAUUCAAAAUCAACCUGACAUUCAGGAUCACCCAGAAGUAACAUCACUUAAAGCUUUUAUAGAACAGCAAGAUAACAGCAUUAAAGAUCUUCUCCAGACAGUGGAAGAACAAUAUAAACAAUUAAACCAACAGCAAAGUCAAAUAAAGGAAAUAGAAAAUCAGCUCAGAAGGACUGGUAUUCAAGAACUCACAGAAAAUUCUCUUUCUUCCAAACAAAGAGCACCACGAACUACCCCCCCACUUCAACUGAAUGAAACAAAAAAUGUAGAAGAAGACGGAAGUGCUGCUGACUGUUCUGCCAUUUAUAACAGAAGGGAACACAGAAGUGGCACAUAUGCCAUCAGACCCAGCAACUCUCAAGUGUUUCAGGUCUACUGUGAUGUUAAGUCAGGUAGUUCAUGGACACUAAUUCAACACCGAACAGAUGGAUCACAAAAUUUCAAUGAAACAUGGGAGAAGUACAGACAUGGCUUUGGAAAGCUUGAUGGAGAAUUUUGGCUGGGCCUAGAAAAGAUAUAUUCCAUAGUAAAGCAAUCUAAUUACAUUUUACGAAUUGAACUAGAAGACUGGAAAGACAACAAGUAUUAUGUUGAAUAUUCUUUUCACUUGGGAAAUCAUGAAACCAACUACAGGCUACACCUGGCAGAGAUGACUGGCAAUGGCCCAAAGGCGUUCCCAGAACACCAAGACUUGGAAUUUUCCACAUGGGGUCACAAAGCAGAACGACACCUCCUCUGUUCAGAAAGUUAUUCAGGAGGAUGGUGGUGGCAUGAUGUAUGUGAUGAAAACAACCUAAAUGGCAAAUAUAACAAACCAAGAGCAAAAUCUAAGACAGAGAAAAGAAGAGGAAUAUGCUGGAGGUCUCAAAAUGGAAAGUUAUACUCUAUCAAAUCAACCAAAAUGCUGAUUCAUCCAAAAAAUUUAAAAAGCUUUGAAUGAGCUGAGGUGAAUUCAAAGACAAUAAAUUAAAUAUU
This is a messenger RNA of Fukomys damarensis (Damara mole-rat), 1441 nucleotides long. RefSeq names its product angiopoietin like 3 (gene Angptl3). Gene Ontology annotation, biological process: phospholipid homeostasis; phospholipid catabolic process; triglyceride homeostasis. The record is from RefSeq and is a predicted model, not a curated record. The transcript has 7 exons. NCBI's taxonomy places the organism in Eukaryota, Metazoa, Chordata, Mammalia, Rodentia, Bathyergidae. The coding region runs from base 24 to 1406 and encodes 460 amino acids.